AUGACCGAUUCUCGUUAUGACUUCGUUGAGUACCAUGAUCUCGACCAUUCUAUUAAGAUUGCUAUUGCCAAUGGUCAGCGUCUCCUAGCUACCGAUGAUGAUUUCGUUCGUUUCCAGGUGAACGAUAUUGUACGUGUGAAUGUGUUACAUGUUCCGUUGCUGAAUAAAAAGCUGGGGUUUGACCGACGUCGACGAAGUGUUGUAAAUGACAAUAUUAUCACAUCUAGUCUACAGAAUCUAAAACCUUCGGUAGUUGAGAUGUCUCAAGCUCAAGGCGGUAACGAUGACGAGGCUACACGAAACACUACCCUCUGGGGUACUUGUCACUUUGAUUCCACAUACGCUUCAACAGACUCACAGUUACGUGGUCUCGGUAGCACGGAACAAGGCUACUGUCAUCCCGACCGUCCUACUUACCCUGUUUAUGCUUGUCUUGUUGACAGAAACGGUAAAUUUCAUUUGCUCACCGUCUACGACUAA
Molecule: messenger RNA, 480 nt
Organism: Plasmopara halstedii
Lineage: Eukaryota; Oomycota; Peronosporomycetes; Peronosporales; Peronosporaceae
Exons: 2
Coding region: 1-480 (159 amino acids)
Source: RefSeq, a predicted model, not a curated record